This is a messenger RNA of Blumeria graminis f. sp. triticale, 948 nucleotides long. The record is from the annotation of a GenBank genome assembly. Lineage: Eukaryota; Fungi; Ascomycota; Leotiomycetes; Helotiales; Erysiphaceae.
AUGGCAAUCGUUCGGCCUUGCGCCACUCAAUUGAGCAAAUUCAGUAUUCAGCUGACAAGGUUGUCGUUACCUGCGCUUAGCAUAAGACUUUUCCACACACCUCAGCCUCUGCAGAAAGGAGGGCCCAAGCCCCCACGAAAGAAGAAAGAUGUAGCGCCAAAAUCCAUGGCAUCGAACCAGGCCAAAAAGAAGAAGGAAGCCAUAAAGAAGAAGAAGAAAUCCCGAACAUCUUUCAAGGAAGAGAAUAUUGAACAAUUGCCAAAGUUUUCCUUGGUAGAUGCUAUGCGAUAUAUAAGAGCAGCUGAGGCUGGUCAGAAUCCAGCGAUUGUCAAAUAUGAUCUCGCCGUCAAAUUAACUUCCCCUAAGAACGGUCCAGUAAUACGAAACCGUCUCCGACUCCCACAUCCUGUGAAAACCGAUAUCAGAAUCUGUGUCAUCUGUCCACCCGACUCAAAAUACGCUGUUGAGGCAAAGGAAGCAGGAGCUGUAUUAGUUGGCGAGGAAUCAAUAUUUGAGGCCGUAAAAGAUGGAAAGAUCGAAUUCGACCGAUGUAUUUGUCAAUUGGAUUCUCUCGAAAAGUUAAACAAGGCUCAACUGGGCAGAGUUUUAGGUCCCAAGGGCUUAAUGCCUAGCACCAAGAUGGGAACCGUAGUUAAAAAUCCGGCUGAUCUCAUAAAAGAUAUGGUCGGUGGUGCCGAAUACAGAGAGAAACUAGGUGUUUUGAGGAUAGCCGUUGGGCAGCUAGGCCACUCGCCUCACCAACUACAGAAAAAUCUUACCGCAUUCAUGGCCGCUAUCAAGACUGAUAUGGCUCAAAUUGCGGAAAAGGUCACAAAGACGAUCGCCGAGGUAGUGCUCAGCUCAACCCACGGGCCAGGAUUGACCUUGAACGGCAAAUUCAAAGAAGCCGACUCGAUCAACCCCAAGAACCUUUCUGGAGUUAAUUAA